GCAAUACACACGCCGGUCACGAUUCCAGCAGCUCGCGACCUGCAGCGUUGGUGUCUGUCUCCUAGCUCCUCUGGCCAGCCCUGACGCCAAUCUUGUCGAAUCUGGCCGUCCCUGCCGCCUGUCAGGACCACUGCCGCUCAUGCAGCGCGCACGGUGCUCACCUCCAACCUCGCAAACAUACACCCAGUCACAAUUACUUCACGCACCCCCCAACCCGCGACGGCGCCGCCUGCUGCGACCGCGACUGAAGAAACAACCGCGCCCGCCCGCUGGUCGCUCACGAACCGCAUCUUCAGCCUCAGCCUGCGCGGCCUGUAUCCUGCGAGUGCCGGCCCCCCUCGACCCUCGGCCUCACGCCUCUGGAACCCGCAGAACAGCUCUCCGCGCGCGCCGCCCACCGCCUCUCGCCAGCACCAGCACCAGCACCAGUACCAGCACCAGCAACUGCGCCAGCACCAGACGCCGCCCAAGUCUGCGCCGCGAGAGCCCAACGUCCCUGUCGAGCGGCCUCGCUCCGAGCGCGACGAGUACCCGCUGCUGACCCUCCCGCAGCGGCACCAGAGCCGCCAGAGCCCUGCGCCGAGCUCGCUGCUUGUCGAACGUCCCACCGGCGGGGAAGACGGCAUCGGAAGCGG
Macroventuria anomochaeta is the source of this 635-nucleotide messenger RNA. RefSeq lists its product as uncharacterized. The record is from RefSeq and is a predicted model, not a curated record. The transcript has a single exon. NCBI's taxonomy places the organism in Eukaryota, Fungi, Ascomycota, Dothideomycetes, Pleosporales, Didymellaceae. Bases 140 to 541 code for a protein of 133 amino acids.